Messenger RNA from Alnus glutinosa, 729 nucleotides. RefSeq lists its product as uncharacterized. The record is from RefSeq and is a predicted model, not a curated record. NCBI's taxonomy places the organism in Eukaryota, Viridiplantae, Streptophyta, Magnoliopsida, Fagales, Betulaceae. The transcript has a single exon. Bases 1 to 729 code for a protein of 242 amino acids.
AUGGCCCGACUCUCCGUCGCCGUCGCCGUCACGUUCUUCUUGCUCGCCCUCUGCCAUGCCCGUAUUCCGAUAGAUCCGUCCGAAAAAGAUGCCGUCUUGCCAGAUCCGGCACCCAAAACGUACAUCCCCUCCAACGAGCAACCCGAGUCCGAAGCCGCAACCUUGGUCGAGUGGAAAGCCGAGUCAACGGUAUCCGAAGCAGAAUCGGAGCCGUUGACCAUGAUCAGCUUCAAAGCCGAGACACCGGAAUCGGAAUCAAAAUCGGAGCCGUUGAUAACGACCAGCUUCCGUCCGGUCAACCGCCACUUCCGCCCGUUCCCGUUAACGUCCCGUCGAGGCCACCGUUGCCGCCAUCACCGCCGCGAAAACCACAUCCAGAUGUUCAAGCCGUGGGGCCCGCGCUUCCCCGACCGCGAGGUCCCGUACGGAAACGACAUGAUCAUGCCCCCAAAGGAGGAUUCGCGUCCGGAUCCGGAGUUCCGGGGCGGAGCACGUGAGAUGUGGGCUAGAUUGAGCCACGCGGGGCACAGGUUCCACCGCGAGGAUGAUGACGAGGAGAGGAGCGAGCACAUGAAGAAGAGGCACCACCACCACCAUCAACACGUGGAGCGAGAUGAGAGUGAGAGAGAGGACGAUCACCAUCACGAGCACGAUCACCAUCACGAUCACGAGCACGGGCACGAGUCUGGGUUUAUGAAGAGUGUGAGCAAGUUUCUGGAUCUGUUUUGA